Messenger RNA from Helianthus annuus (common sunflower), 678 nucleotides. RefSeq lists its product as uncharacterized. The transcript is spliced from 4 exons. NCBI's taxonomy places the organism in Eukaryota, Viridiplantae, Streptophyta, Magnoliopsida, Asterales, Asteraceae. The record is from RefSeq and is a predicted model, not a curated record. Bases 1 to 678 code for a protein of 225 amino acids.
AUGGAAAAGUACAGGAAGAAGAAGCGAGAUCUUCAUAUGGUGUUCACUAAUUUUGAAAGAUAUACGACAAUGUGCCAUAUAAACCGAAGUUCGAGGGUAGGAGGAGUUUCAGGAAAAUCUACAGACAUAAUUAGGGAUAUGUAUGCUAGGUCGGUUACUAGCGUUCGUGCACCAGUAGAGGAUACUGAUUUCUUCCAUAUAGAGGUAGGACUCCAUCAAGGGUCCGCGUUAAGCCUGUUUCUUUUUGUGGUUGUCCUAGAUAAGUUGUCAAAGUCGAUUCAAGAAAGAGUUCCAUGGUGCUUGGUUUUUGUGGAUGAUAUUGUGUUAGUUGUGGAGAACGAUGACGAGGACACUCAGAUCACUCUUAAGGGCCAAAGGGUUCAACAAACUACUAUAUUCAAGUUGGAUAGGAUAAGAAAUGAUGUCUUUAGGAAAAGAUUCGGGGUGGCUAGUAUAUUAGAUAAGAUGAAGGAGGGAAGUUUGAGAUGGUUUAGGCAUGUUAGGAGAAAACAAAUGACUCCAAUAGUUAGAGCCAUGGAAGCUCUUCCUGUGGAAGGGAGGAAGAGUAGAGUGACGGUGGUGGGUGGUGGGUGGCGGUGGCGAUGGGUGGUGGUGAUGAGGGCGAGUGGUAGUGCGGUGGCGACGACGAGCGGUGGUGAUGGCGGCCAUUGGUGGUGA